Melanotaenia boesemani (Boeseman's rainbowfish) is the source of this 5712-nucleotide messenger RNA. It is a transcript of the gene ttc7a, whose product is annotated as tetratricopeptide repeat domain 7A. The transcript is spliced from 21 exons. NCBI's taxonomy places the organism in Eukaryota, Metazoa, Chordata, Actinopteri, Atheriniformes, Melanotaeniidae. The record is from RefSeq and is a predicted model, not a curated record. Gene Ontology annotation, biological process: phosphatidylinositol phosphate biosynthetic process; protein localization to plasma membrane. Gene Ontology annotation, cellular component: plasma membrane. Bases 22 to 2694 code for a protein of 890 amino acids. Gene Ontology annotation, molecular function: protein binding.
GGCGCCUUUCAUGUCGAGCAGAUGUCAACUUUCCAGAGAGAAAAUGACGCUGCCAAAUCUCUUUUCAAGAGGCUCGAGUCUGCAGUUACUCCCAUUGUGUCCGGGGAGUACAGUCAUCAUCACCGGGACAGAGCAGCCAUGGCAUCCCGGGUCUCCUUCACCCAACUGCGACUGGAAGCAGAGCUGGAGCGGUACCGGGCCGAGUGUCAGUGGGGAAAGAUACUGGCGAUGGUCGAACAGAUGCACGCGGCGCGGAUCCACGAGGACGAUGAUUAUGGGACGCUGCUGAUGGCUGAAGCCCUGCUGGAAGAGUGCAUACUGGAAAACAUAGAUCAGUUACGGAGCUCCACGCCUUUGAUGGACAAGACUCAGCCCAGACUUUCCAAGGCCAAAGGCUACAUCAACACCAUCCUGAGCCGAGGCCGUCUCUCACCCAGGUACUUGAAUGAGGCCCUGCUGCUCAUGGCUAAGGUGCACUAUGUUCAGGGCCGCUACAGGGAUGCCCAGGGAAUGUGUGCAAGGGUGGGACUGGAGGAGCUGACGCAGGACGACCAGCCCACCUACCACCUUCGCUUACUGGCUGAGGCAUUUGUCAUCAAAGGUCUGUCCCUGGACCACCAGACUCUGUCUACUGUGUCCCGCAUCCGUCUUCUAGAGAGAGAGGAGGAGAGUCUGACCUGUUUCCUCAGGGCCUGUGACGCAGCUCUGUCCUACCUGCAGGAACUUGAUAAGGUGGUAACAACACCGCAUCCCAAGACAACCAAAACCAGCCUCCUUCAUUCAGCUAUGGAUAUGGACCUGGGCUACUUCCUGCAGGCUGCUCUACAGAGUGCUUACCUUUGUUUGCUACAAAGAGGUCAUCUUGCACAGGGGGCUCACCAGUUGCGCAGAGUGCUCAGGGUGGUGGAGUCACGAGGGUCUCAGAGCUUCAGGAAGUCUGCAGCGAGGAAGCUUGCGCAGGUGUUGCUGAGCUCUGUGAGUGAGGACAGCUACUGGCCCCCUCUGGGCCCCCCACCCUCAGUCUGGCUUCACCGAGAGGGAGCUGCCGCCUCCAAAGACGCCAUGUACCCCACUGUGAAACCACCACAACGUUACGGCAUUGACGGGUGCUUCUGUCCGCAGGACGUGGUAGAGGAGGCCGUGUUGCUGCUGCUCAUCACUGAGUCCAUGGCCAGUGGUGAGGCAGUGAUCAGCCGUCUGCCAGACCAGGCCGAGGCCCGGGAGGCCAGCCUGCAAGAUGCAGCCUCCGUCUACGACCUGCUCACCAUCGGCAUGGCCAGGAGGGGGCAGUAUGCCAUGAUGUCUGAGUGUUUGGAGCGAGCCAUGAAGUUCUCAUUCAACGAGUUCCACCUCUGGCACCAGCUGGGCCUGUCACUCAUGGCGGCCGGGAAGGGGGUUGGUGCUGUGUCUGUAUUUAAAGAGUGUGCCAGGAUGAGACCAGAGGACCCUUCAUUGCCCCUGCUGGCUGCCAAAAUCUGUAUUGGUGAACUGUACUGGUUCAAGGAGGCUGAAGCUCUGUCCCAGAGUGUGGUAUCUAUGGGGGAGGAAGCAGAGGCAUUUUUACCCAGGGCCUACCUGGCUCUGGGACUCUGCUUCAGUCACCAGGCUUCUGAAGCGACGCUGAAAGCAGAUCGGAAUGAAUUCAACAAAAAAGCACUGCAAGCUUUAAACAAAGCUCAUUCACUAGACCCCCAGGAUUCCCAGAUUUGUAUGUAUCUGGCUCUGCAGCUGGCUCUUGUCCGACAGGUAUCAGCAGCCAUGGAGCCCCUGCAGGCAGCUUUAUCACUCCGCGGGGAUGACUUGCACUCCCUCCACCUGCUCACCCUGCUGCUGAGCGCCCAGAAGCAUCACCGUCAUGCCCUGGACACCUUGGGCCUGGCCCUGAGCCAGCACCCUGACAACUUCAAUUUGCUGCUGACAAAGGUGAAGCUUGAAGAGACUAUGUUUGGGCCUUCUGCAGCGCUGCAGACCUGUGAGGAGAUGUUGCAACGCUGGCAAAGCCGUUAUGAUGUCAGCCGCUCCAGUGAAACAGAUGACAGCAGCAGCGUACCAGCGCCUGAGAGGACAGAGGUCAGCCCUGGAGUCAGGAAACCAUCCAUCCACCUCAACCUCCCCGACUUCCAGGACGGCUCCGUAGGUUCGCUCAGCCCGCCAUCAGUUGCAGUAUCUCGUCUGGAAGCGGCACUCUCUGAGGUGUCAGACAUGAGCUCCAUCCGUCGCCAAGGACCUACUUACAUCUGGACCACCCUGGAACGCAUCUGGCUACAGGCUGGGGAGCUGUUCAUGGUGGACAACCGGCUCAAGGAGGCCCAGUUCUGUAUAGCUGAGGCCAGCUCGCUCUUCCCCAAUUCUCACUCUGUGUUGCUGCAACGGGGCCGCCUAGCCGAGCUCCGGGGCCAACUGGAAGAAGCCAAGGGCCUUUAUGACGAGGUCCUGGCAAUCCAUCCCACAGGAGAGCGCAUACUGGUGCACAUGGGUCGGCUGCUGGUGAAAACUGGGCGAGUCCAUCUUGGAGAGAAGGUUUUGCGGGAUGCGGUUCAAAUCCACUGCACCUCCCACGAAGCGUGGAGUGGCUUGGGGGAGGCUCUGCAGGCUCAGGACUCCAGCCAGGCUCCGGAAUGCUUCUUGACAGCCCUGGAACUGGAGGCCUCCUGCCCCAUCCGACCCUUUACCAUCAUCCCAAGGGAGCUCUGAAUAGCUUGGGAAAAGGAGGCUGAAGUUUUUGGUUUGGGUUAACAAAUUGGCCUUUUAUUAGAAAAUCCAAUAAUUAAUUGUAACAUUAGUUAGUAAAUAAUAAAUUAUAUUUUGCCUAGGUAAAUAAAUCUUUGAGUUCUUACAAAGAGGGAGAUGGGGAAAUUGAUACCAAAUAUUCAUUAAAGCUGUAAAUAAAAGCAUCAGUGGUUAGUUUAACAAGUACCCCAUGUUAAAACAUGACACUUUAAAAUUUUCAUGUAUUAGUUUUCCCACUGAUUAGCAAAUCAGAUUUAGGUAAUGGUGAAAUUUAUUUAACUUGUACAAUGCCAGGCUAUGUUGUGUUCUUUCUAGCUAAGCUAAGCAAAACUAAGCUAACUGCGUCAGAAGAGAGUUACAUUCUUCUAAUUUCUUUAACAGGCACAUAUGCAAUCAUCAUUUUUCUCAUCUAAUAUUUCUCAAGAAAACACAUAAGUAUGUUUUCUAAAAUCCAUCAUGUAUAUUUUCAGGAAAUCUCGGUUUUAGUGAACAUAGUCUAUUUAUCCCUGUCCAUUAAUCUGACUGCAACUGAGUGUAAUGAGCUUCACAUGGUCAGGUUACAUUGCUAGGUAGCUAGCAUUUUCAUGGUAAUUUGAAAAUCUAUCUUCCUGAUCUCAAACUUUUAGUCUUAGCCAUGGAAACCUCACAAUCAACAGGGAAGUUUUAGAGAUCAGUGAUGACAGUUUCACUGACUGGCUUGGCACGGAGCAUUUUGUCAGCUUAAAUUAAUCUACCAAAGUUAAUUCAAACGUGUUCUGGUGAACACCUACUUGUUAAUAUAUAAGAACUGUGAAAUAAAAAAUAUUAAGCAUGGGGGGCAGUACAAUACAGAGCUGUUCUGUACUGGGAUGUUUCAGUACUACAAUGCACACAAGCUCACGUCUGAUCGACCAACAUCCAUCACUGGUCAGCACAUCUGAUUUUACUUCUGUCAAGUCUGACAAAGUGACUGUUAAGUUUUACCAGAUAAACACAUAAACACCAUGACUGUAGCCCCUCCCAUCAGCUGUCAUGGGGUCUGUUUUGAUCAUUGAAAUCAGGUGUCACGUCCUUAUUUUUGAGCCAACCUUAACCAUCUCGUUAUCUUGAGAAAACAAACUUUGUUUUCCAGUGAUAACAAAAUAAAUUAUCCUGUAACCUUGAAAUAACAAUUAAAAGAAAAUAGCCAAUAACGGCCGCUCUCGGCAUCCAUAUUUUACUCUGAACAAAAUGAACAGUUUUUCUCUUCUCAUUAAUCCUCUGCUGUUUAAGAAUGCAGCAACCAAUUUCUGCAAAUUUUGGCAUCCAGGAAAGCUGCAUUUAGGUAACAAAUGCAGCGCAGUUAGCUAGCUAGUAGCUAAGAACUCGGUUAUGAGUUCUCCGUUCAGGAAAAACAAGAUCACUUCAACAUUUACAGCAGAAAUGCCUUGAAUGAAAUUAAAUGAAAACGUCCGUGGAAGACAACUGGAACGCACUACUACAAUCUUCCUGUAUCAUGGAAUUAUGAUUUUAAACCUUUAAAUCCUGAGAGGAAAACUGAUUUUUUUAAAUUAAUAAAACAGCCCUAUGACACAAUUCACUAAGACAGACUUCUCCCCCUUUAAGCAUGCCUUAAGCAACUACUGUGUUGCAAAUGUGAACCUCAGGUUCAGUGGUGAUGUUGAGCAACAUUUCCUAUCCAAUCAUUUGUUGUGAGUUUUUUUUGUUUGUUUGUUUUUAACACAGAAGAAUGUGAAUUUAUCUCCUUAGUUUUAAUAGUAACUAUAAUGGAUUUCCACUUGUACAGGUUGGCCCAGAUUUAGCAUAUUAGCCACUUUCAGAGCAGUCAUAGACAUUAAGUGUUUGUAAGUGAACAAAUACCAGCGAUGUCCAAUAUUUGCUAAAAUAUGUUUUUUCCUUUUUAUUUUUUAUUUUUUUGUCUUUGUAUAGAGCCUGAUCUAUGUGAACAGGUAGUAAAAAUCAUCUAAAAAGCUGGAUUUACUUUACUGUGUUUGCAGCCUCCUUCUCUGUGACGUCACAUUUUUCUACACUUAUCACGACGAGUGCAAUUAAACCUUAAUAAUAAAAAGCUAGUUGGAGCUUUUUAUCACACCUCCUAUCCAAACUGAUUAAUCAUGAUGAAAAGUAAUAUUUUCAGCGGCUUAUUCCCAUUGGCGCUACGCUUUACACAACCACAGUGCACUUGUCAAGCUAAUUUGAACUGUCAUGGAAACAUGGCAUGCUGUAUAGCCGGAAAACACCAACUUCAUGUAUUAUUCCUUACUUAAUAUCCUGUCCAAUUUAAACACACUGAUGAAGCCAUUUUUGUUACAUAUCCCAUGUCUGAAAAGGGCUGCUGACUUUCACGAACAUUUCUGGCAUCUAUUUAUGAUUGGCUGUAGAUGUCUUUCCUUAAAUAUUGAUUAUUUUCAUGAAAAUGUUGGAUUUGUGCAGAAAAUAUGUGAAAGAGUUUGAGAUCUUUGCAGAUAAAAGUGAAUAUAAGUGCUGUAACUGAACUGUAAACAUCUCCUGUGGCGUUAUCAUUUAUUAAGUCAUAUUUCUGACUUAGUUUUGGAGAAAUGAGUGGAAAUGUUGUAAAUACUCAUUGGAAAUCACUUCCACUGUGCAGAAAUCACAAAGAUGUGCUGGUUACAUCAAGAAACAAAAUGUGCUGUACAUUGUUUUCUGUGUGUGUGACUGCCAGACGCAGCAGCUUUAAAUGCAUCUUAGUGUUUGUUUUUUCUCUAUGAUCAUGUUGAUUGAUGCAGCCUUUUUCAGCACAAGUUUCAUUCCGAAAAGGCACUAAAUAAUCAUUUCAUCUAGCAUAAUUUUGUGUGUGUUGUCACUCAGUAAACUUUUAGAUUUUGUAUCUUCAUGGAUGUGUGUUUGUUUAAAGUGAUCCCUCUGGGUUGUUAUCAGUCUCUGUUCUGUUUGUUCUCUACAGUAGGCCAUUCAUGUGUACGUGUUUUCUUUUUUGUUUUGACUCAUCUGUUCAAAAUGCUUUCAAAAAUAAAGAAUUGCUUU